AACAGACAUUUCAAUGAAUAUUCACUCAACUUAAAAAUUUUUCAUUUCGGUACAAAAUAUAUAUAAGAUAUAAAUCAUGGAGUCGAAGACAGCGAAAUCUCCAAGCAUCACACAGGUAGAUAUCCUGCUGACUGGAUCCAGAUAUGUUGGACCCUGUGAUGAGUUGGGCUUGCAGGAAAUGGGUGUCUACAUCUAUCCGGAUGGCACACGCUACACAGGAGAGUUCCUUAACAAUCGCUUCCACGGAAAGGGCACUAUUCAAACACCGGAUUCUUCGGGCGUUACCUUCCAAGUUACCCAUCACAAUGGCACACUGGUCUCGAUCGAUCAGUUGAACUUCAAUGAUGGUCUGCCCAUGGACUUUGUUAUGAAGGAUCAUUAUACAAUGAGUUUCAAGUCCUGGUCGUACUGCACCUCGGAGGAUCGCCGAUUCCACCAGGAGACCAAGGGACCGAUUGAUGCUGUCGGUCCAAAUAAGUUCCAGUCCAAGGACGGACCGAAUCCCCUCAACCUGGGUCGCAACAUCUUCGAUCUGGGCUUUGGUCUGCUGGGCAAUCGUGGCUUUAUGUUGGACACAAAGGCGUUUAACAACCAGAGUAUAUAUCUGGGGUGUCGGGAGGCCCGUCGCUGGAUCCGGGAGAACUGUGCCCAUGGACCGCUGAGCAAGCGACACCUCAAGCAGAAGGUAUUGGCCCGUUUUGCCCGUGAGAUCAUUCGGAACAAUCAGGAGAAUGCAGGCUGCAGUCGGAAGGAGUUCAUGACCGAAAUCCACCCAUGUCAGCGGCCCACUAGCUUGGAGAGCUUUGGUUCGGAGCGUCUCCAUCUGGGUAGCACCACGGACUCCAGCUCCUCGGAGGUUCAGGCCAUGAGAUUGCUUCCUAAGGACUUCCAUGCCAAGUGGACAAGAGAGAGGAGCAAGAGCGGCGUGUGCCGCAUCAACUGAUUGUUUGUUUCAUCGAAUUUUCGUUACUUUCGCUUCCACUUUUCAUGUGGCCUUAAAUUAAUAUAUUGUAAAUCGUUGGUUGACCCACAUUCUGUGACCAACGCCUCGA
Molecule: messenger RNA, 1052 nt
Organism: Drosophila santomea
Lineage: Eukaryota; Metazoa; Arthropoda; Insecta; Diptera; Drosophilidae
Product: MORN repeat-containing protein 5
Exons: 1
Coding region: 77-943 (288 amino acids)
Source: RefSeq, a predicted model, not a curated record